This is a messenger RNA of Prorocentrum cordatum, 1120 nucleotides long. The record is from the annotation of a GenBank genome assembly. NCBI's taxonomy places the organism in Eukaryota, Dinophyceae, Prorocentrales, Prorocentraceae.
GGCUUUGGUGAAGUUGCUCCUCACGGCUGCUGCGGCGUACUCGGUUGUGGUUCGCCUCCACAGGGAUUCCCAGGACAGCGAGGUGAUCGCAGCCUUUCGAAAGGUGCUCCGCAAGGCGCACCCGGACAAGGGCGGGGCAAACGAGCACGCGAAGCAGCUGAACGCCGCGAAGGAGCGUUGGGACCAGGCCAAGAAACCGAGGGGCCGCCCGAAACGCGCAGAGCAGCCCGAGGCGCCUGCAGGGGCGGCCGCUGCUGACGGCGCGCCUGGCGAAACCUUCCAGGAUCUGAUCGUCUGGGAGGUCUCCACGAAAGCCUACCGCAUCCAGUCCGCGGGCGUGCUGCUCACGUACUUCGGGGUGCAGGGCCUGACGCAGUGGCGGCAGUUUCUGGCGCACGCGCGCUCGAAGGAGAAGGCUUGGAAGAUGCCAGUCGUCAGCGAGAUGCGGCAUCCCAAGGGCUUCAGCUUCCAGCAGGAGCGCAGGAUCGUACUUCUCCGCGAGGCCACCCAGAGCGACGGCAGCCACAUGGAGUGGUCGGAGAUCGCGAAGAAGGUGAAGAACCUCGUGGGCAAGAGGCCACGACCACGACACGUGGCGAACACGUACCGCCGGGCCACGGCGCGCCGCGGGCCCCUCAAGUACGAUUACAAAAAGUGCGGCGAGAAGCCGGGCAAGGUGACAAAGGAGGUGGAGCGUUUCUUGGUGAAGAAGCUGAAGGAGUUGCGAUGCCGCACCGAGUGCACGUCGACUACGUUGCAAUUGCUGUUGGCUUCCGAAAUGAAAGUCAAGGUUACGGUGCGCUACGUGCGCAAGGUCCUCUCGAAGAAAGGCCUUCGCUGGUUACCCAAGAGGCAGAAGCGGUUAUACUCCAAGGGUCAGAAGAAAGCCCGCCUGACGUUUGCGAAGAAGGUCCUGAGGAUGACUUCGGCGGAGCUGAACACGGCAUUCACCCCGAAGCUCUCUGGCGACGACGAGUACAGUGGCCAGGUCCAACUGGCUCGGGCAGUGCCCAUGUGGGCCGGCUGCGCCGCGGGCGGGCUGUCCAUUGUAGCGUUCCACCCCACGAAGAAGCUCUGCGGCGAGGACUGGGCGAAGAUCGUGAACCGGGCGACCUCGUGA